Molecule: messenger RNA, 1558 nt
Organism: Aphidius gifuensis
Lineage: Eukaryota; Metazoa; Arthropoda; Insecta; Hymenoptera; Braconidae
Gene: kin17
Product: DNA/RNA-binding protein KIN17
Exons: 2
Coding region: 292-1515 (407 amino acids)
Biological process (GO): DNA replication; DNA damage response
Cellular component (GO): nucleus
Molecular function (GO): double-stranded DNA binding
Source: RefSeq, a predicted model, not a curated record
AUAUAGAUUUCAUAUAGAAAGGCUUCACAAACGCCACCAUCGGAAAAAAAACGCCCUAAUGAGAACAUCCUCUGAAUACGGGUGCAGCUAUCGAACGCUGUCUUGAAAUUAAUUUGACAAUUUGACAUAUGUAAAUUUACAACGUAUUUACUAUUUACAUUCUGUUUCAUUUACGUUUUCAACCAUUUUCAACAGUGAACAUUUUGCAACAAUUUUACUGUAAAUUUUAACUUUAAAGUGCUUUGGAUUAUUGUUGAGGCUGAAAAUUAAUUUGAAAGUACAUUUUACAAAAUGGGUAAACAUGAAGUUGGAACCCCCAAAUACAUUGCCAACAAGAUCAAAUCAAAAGGUCUUCAAAAAUUACGAUGGUUUUGUCAAAUGUGUGAAAAACAAUGUCGUGAUGAAAAUGGUUUUAAAUGUCAUACAAUGUCAGAAUCUCAUCACCGUCAACUUUUACUUUUUGCUGAUAAUCCUCACAAGUAUAUGAAUGAAUUUUCAAAAGAUUUUUCAAAUGAUUAUUUGUAUUUAUUAAAACGACAAUUUGGGACAAAACGUGUAUCAGCAAAUAAAGUAUAUCAAGAUUAUAUUUCUGCUCGUGAUCAUAUACAUAUGAAUUCAACAAUGUGGUUAAGUUUAACAGCUUUUGUUAAAUGGCUUGGUCGAACUGGUAAAUGUGUUGUUGAUGAAACAGAACAAGGAUGGUUUGUAACCUAUAUUGACAGAGGUCCAGAAAAACUUGCUGAAGAAGAAAAAAAAGUCAAAAAAACAAAAAUGGACAAAGACGAUCAAGAAAGAAUGAUGGAUUUUAUUGAAAAACAAGUUAAAAAAGGACGUAAAGAAGAUAAUAAUAAUCCUGAUGAUAAUGUUGUACCUUUAAUGCGAUCAGAUGAAGAUGGUCCACUUAUUUUAGAUUUCAAAUUAAAACCAAAAAUAUCAGUGAUGGGUCCACCAUUGGCAUUUGCACCAAGAUCCGUAGAAUCAAAGUUAAAAAUUAAAAUUAAAGAUGAACCACUUGAUACUAUUGAAAAUAAUGAUUAUCAUAGUGAAUCAUCAUCAUCAUCAUCAAGUUCAUUAAGACGAGGCUCCAAAAGACCACACGAAGAAAAUGAUAAAAAAUCAAUUAAAAAAGAAACAGAACAACAAUCUGGAUGGUUAAGAAGAAACUUAGUUGUUAAAAUAAUCACAAAAACACUUGGCUCCAAGUAUUACAAGGCCAAGGGUGUUAUUCAAGAACCAGUACUAGAAUCAGGUUUUGUUGGAACAGUAAAACUCAUAUCUCCAGAUAAUGUUAAUGGGCAUGUUGUUAAAUUAGAUCAAGAGCAUCUUGAAACAGUUAUACCUACUAUUGGCCGAGAAGUUUUAAUUGUCAAAGGUUACAAAACUGGAUCCAUUGCUAUUAUUAAAAAAGUUAGAAUUGAUGAAUUUAGUGUUGACGUUGAGCUUAUUAAUAAAUCUGUAUUAAAAAAAAUUCCUUAUGAAAAUAUUUGUAAAUUUAUCGGGAGGGAAACCCGGUAAGUUGAUAAGUUAAAUAAAUAAAUUUAUUCUCAUAAAAUUAAUG